Aspergillus caelatus is the source of this 528-nucleotide messenger RNA. RefSeq lists its product as uncharacterized. The record is from RefSeq and is a predicted model, not a curated record. The transcript has a single exon. Lineage: Eukaryota; Fungi; Ascomycota; Eurotiomycetes; Eurotiales; Aspergillaceae. Bases 124 to 339 code for a protein of 71 amino acids.
UGUAAAUCCAUUUCUGUACCUAUCCCUAGGGUCCUAUCUUUUUGUUUGUUUGUUUUCUGGAUCAGUGUAUGCAUGUUAUAGUCGCAACCCCCCUAUAAUACACCGAAACACGAGCUUGUUUAAAUGGGAAAAAGGAAGAACAGAAAAAGAAAAGAAGCUAUCCACAGGUACUUCACAGAAACCGAUAUCUCGAAGAAACGCAAAAGGUUCACAUUGCGCAGUUGUUGUAUCCUGAUCGUCAUAUCGUGCUAUACCCCCUCGAGGAUAUACAACGAUGAAUCCAUCCAACAAAAGCGAAAGAAGACACACGAAAACAAGAAAGGGUUGAGUCCGGCGUGAACGCAAGGUAUCCUAGCAUGGUUUGGUACUGCAAACUACCCACCCAUUCAUAAAUGACAUCCUGUCCGGCAGAAAGGUAUAUUUAAUUGAACUAGAUGUUAGUCGAUUUAUCAUAUGGUCAAGCUUCCCAAAUGCUUCGUAUCCAUAUGGUCGAAGCCAUAAAUAGAAGGAAAGGGAAAAAAAAAAAAA